Molecule: messenger RNA, 1570 nt
Organism: Beta vulgaris subsp. vulgaris (sugar beet)
Lineage: Eukaryota; Viridiplantae; Streptophyta; Magnoliopsida; Caryophyllales; Amaranthaceae
Exons: 7
Coding region: 236-1315 (359 amino acids)
Source: RefSeq, a predicted model, not a curated record
GGUGGAAGAAAGUCCAACCAACAAGCCAACCUUGAUCCCUGUACCCUAUUGGUGGUCUAUGUUUGAACUUCAAGAUGCGUAUGACACCAGCGAAUUACUAUCAGUAGAGAAGUGAGGCAAGCAAGCGGAUCACCGGCAGCGUUGCAUAAACACGCAACAAAAGCGAGAAAUAAAAGGGUGCACAAUUGAGCAUAAAAAAAUAGAUUGAUCAAACAUAAGAAUUGAAUUAGGAAAAAUGGAGAAUUUCCCAGUGAUAGAUCUGAGCCCUUACUUGAACUGGGAAAGUAACGGAAAAGAAAACAAGGAAAUCAAUAGUCUGUGCAUGGAAGUCAGCCGAAUUCUCAAGGAGACAGGAGCUUUACUUAUAAAGGAUCCCAGAUGUUCUAUUCAAGACAAUGAUCGUUUCCUUGAUAUGAUGGAGAAAUAUUUCCAGCAACCUUCUGAAUUCAAACUCCUCCAGGAACGCCCUCUUUUGCACUAUCAGGUUGGAGUAACUCCAGAAGGAGUUGAAGUCCCUAGAAGUCUGGUAGAUGUAGAAAUGCAACAAAAACUUAAAGAUAUGCCAUUGGAGUUUCAGCCAUCUUCUCCAAUGGGUCCUGAUCCUAAGUGGAGAUAUAUGUGGAGGAUUGGUCCUCGCCCUUCAAACACUCAAUUUAAGGAAUUGAAUGCUGAGCCUGUUAUUCCUGAAGGUUUUCCGGAAUGGAAAGAUACUAUGGAUUCAUGGGGUCUUAAAAUGAUUUCGGCGAUAGAGGUUGUUGCGGAAAUGGCGGCUAUUGGAUUUGGCUUGCCCAAGGAUGCUUUCACUUCUUUGAUGAAGCAGGGGCCUCAUCUACUUGCUCCAACAGGCAGUGACCUUCAUCGUUAUGGACAAGAGGGGACUGUUUUUGCAGGAUAUCAUUAUGACCUUAACUUUUUAACUAUUCAUGGAAGGAGUAGGUUUCCAGGUCUAAACAUAUGGCUCAGGAAUGGGGAAAAGGUGGAAGUUAAAGUCCCUGUGGGAUGUCUUCUUAUUCAGACUGGAAAACAGAUAGAAUGGUUGACUGCGGGAGAAUGCAUUGCCGGAAUGCAUGAGGUUGUUGUGACCAAAAGGACUCUAGAAGCAAUUAGAUUAGCAUCUGAACAAAGCCGCAGUCUGUGGAGGGUAUCAUCAACUCUGUUUGCACAUGUAGCAUCAGAUGCUGUACUAAAGCCAUUAGGCCAUUUCGCCAACUCUUCGCUCUCUGGUAUGUACCCUCCCAUGUGUGCUGGAGAAUUUGUCGAAAAGGAGCUUGCGGUGAUUAAUCUGAAAGGAAAUAAAGGCGAUUCUUCACUGUAACCGGAGCAGAAUACAUUGAUUUAUAAACAUGGAACAUUAUUUGAAGAUUGUUAGAAGAUGUGACAUGGGAGGGGUCAACGUUAUAUGUUGACAUCCUGCAAGAAUCAUGCAAUGCACAUCAACAGUAGGAAAAAAUUGUAGCUCCAAUGCUGUGUUUUGAAGUGGUUGCUUCAAUGUUUAGUUGUUCCUAGCAUCACUUGAAAUCACGAAUGUUCCAAUACAUUUAUAUAGAUUUGUGUUCAUUAUUUGGCAAAA